Zea mays is the source of this 4067-nucleotide messenger RNA. Its product is annotated as pentatricopeptide repeat-containing protein At5g64320, mitochondrial. Gene Ontology annotation, molecular function: protein binding. NCBI's taxonomy places the organism in Eukaryota, Viridiplantae, Streptophyta, Magnoliopsida, Poales, Poaceae. The transcript has 4 exons. The coding region runs from base 318 to 2369 and encodes 683 amino acids. The record is from RefSeq and is a predicted model, not a curated record.
UGUUGUGUGUGGCCAAAUUUCAGCCCAGUGCGAUACGAUACGAUACGGCCUAUGACGUUUUUUUUUCAAAUGGAAACAGGAGAGUAUGCCGGCCCAUACCAAAAGAACAGCCCAAGCAGUUAGUCUGGUGCUAUGCAUCCACUCGCCUGAACUGAACGUGGUCCCUCUCCUCUGUCCUCCGCGAUGGUGGUCCCCAGCUCGGCAAAUGUUGUCCCCGGGGCGGCAGCGCCGGCGGCCUGAAGCGCGACGACUAGGACGGCAGCGGCAAUCUUUAGCGCUGUCGGCGGCGGGAUACUCGCUGCGCGCCACGCGCUGACAUGGACGAGCCCCCGUGCCCGCCCCCGCGGCCCGCGCUCAACUCCGCCGCCGCGACGUCAUGGCCGGAGCUGCUCGCGCCGUUCGACCUCUCCCGCCUCCGCGCCACGCUGUCCUCGCACCCGCUCACCCCGCGCCGCCUGGCCCGCCUCCUCGCGCUCCCGCUCGCGCCGGCCACCUCCCUGCUCCUCCUCGACUGGUACGCGUCGUCCCACCCGGCGCUCUCGCUCUCGUCCCUCCCGCUCCGCCCCAUCCUCGCGGCAGCCGACCCCGACCGCGCGCUCGCGCUCCUCGACUCCCUGCCGGCCUCCCGCCUGCCCCCGCUCCGCGAGUCCCUCCUGCUCCCGCUGCUCCGCUCCCUGCCACCCGGCCGCGCGCUCCACCUGCUCGACCAGAUGCCCCGCCGCUUCGCCGUCUCCCCCUCCUUCCGCUCCUACAACGUCGUCCUCUCCACGCUCGCCAGGGCCGACUGCCACGCCGACGCCCUGCUCCUGUACCGCCGGAUGCUCAGGGACCGCGUGCCGCCCACCACCUUCACCUUCGGUGUCGCCGCGCGCGCGCUCUGCCGCCUCGGCCGCGCCGGCGACGCGCUCGCGCUGCUCCGCGGGAUGGCGCGCCACGGAUGCGUGCCUGAUGCGGUUCUCUACCAGACUGUCAUCCACGCCCUGGUCGCGCAGGGCGGGGUCGCCGAGGCCGCGAUGCUCCUCGACGAGAUGUUACUCAUGGGGUGUGCGGCGGACGUGAACACCUUCAACGACCUGGUGCUCGGGCUGUGCGGGCUCGGGCGCGUGCGAGAGGCAGCCAGGCUGGUGGACAGGAUGAUGACGCAGGGAUGCAUGCCAAGUGUGGUGACAUAUGGGUUCCUCCUGCAAGGGCUGUGCCGAACAAGGCAGGCGGACGAGGCGUGCGCCAUGCUCGGGAGGUUGCCGGAGGUGAACGUGGUGAUGCUUAACACGGUGAUCCGUGGAUGUCUGACGGAGGGGAAGCUGGCCAGGGCAACAGAGUUGUAUGAGAUGAUGGGUUCAAAAGGAUGCCCGCCUGAUGUGCACACAUACAGUAUUUUGAUGCAUGGCCUUUGCAAGCUUGGGAGAUUUGGUUCAGCAGUGCGGAUGCUUGAUGAGAUGGAGGAGAAGGGUUGUGCACCAAAUAUCGUGACCUACUCUACCUUGCUGCAUUCAUUUUGCAGGAAUGGCAUGUGGGAUGACGCAAGAGCAAUGCUGGAUCAGAUGUUAGCCAAGGGCUUUAGUAUGAACUCCCAAGGAUACAAUGGUAUCAUAUAUGCCUUAUGCAAGGAUGGCAAGCUUGAUCAAGCGACAAGGCUUGUCCAAGAGAUGAAGAGUCAGGGGUGCAAGCCUGAUAUUUGCACGUACAAUACAAUGAUUUAUCAUCUGUGCAACAAUGACCUGAUGGAGGAGGCAGAACAUAUUUUCAGAAACUUAAUUGAAGAGGGUGUUGUUGCCAAUGGAAUAACUUAUAAUACUCUCAUUCAUGCACUUCUGCGCAACGGAAGGUGGCAGGAGGGCCUAAGGCUUGCAAGUGAAAUGCUACUUCAUGGUUGCCAGCUAGAUGUUAUUAGCUACAAUGGCCUGAUUAAAGCCCUCUGCAAAGAGGGGAAUGUUGAUCGGAGUAUGGCGUUGCUUGAGGAAAUGGUGACAAAGGGAAUUAAGCCAAAUAAUUUCUCGUAUAACAUGCUGAUCAAUGAACUCUGCAAGGCGGGAAAGGUACGUGAUGCACUGGAGCUCUCAAAGGAGAUGCUGAAUCAAGGACUGACACCUGACAUUGUGACUUACAAUACACUCAUAAAUGGGUUAUGCAAAGUGGGAUGGACACAUGCUGCUUUAAAUCUUUUAGAGAAGCUACCCAACGAAAAUGUGCAUCCUGACAUUGUGACAUACAACAUUCUCAUUAGUUGGCACUGCAAAGUCAGAUUGCUUGAUGAUGCCGCUAUGCUUCUAGACAAAGCAAUAAGUGGAGGAAUAGUUCCUAAUGAGCGAACGUGGGGAAUGAUGGUGCAAAAUUUUGUCAGACAGACAGUCAAUCUCGAGGGUUACUAAAAGGAUUUAUUGUAUAUGUUGUAUGUCAUAUCAGAAGGGAGCCUGGUGCAGUGGUGAGAGUUGUCUCACCGAGUCACCUGAUCGCAGGUUCGAAGCAGUCUCUUUGCAUUCGCAGGAGGAAAGCUUACUUUGGUUUAUCCCUUCCUCAAACAUCACUCAUUUGGGAGCCUCCGGCACUUGGUCUGUCUCUUUGUGUGCCAUACUGGUUUUGGGACUCCGCAGCUCGAUAUGCUUUUAGAUCAAUAUGGGCACAUCUUAACUUCCAGCAUACUGCCUGCCGUGCAUGUCGUCAUGUCGAUCUGGACUGUUGGAGCCCUUUUUCUCUUAGGUUACUGAUUAACCACCAAAGCAAAUAGCCAUUGACAGAAUUCAACCAGAGUCUUGGCUGAAAAUUCUUGAAUGGGAAUGGAAGAUCUCUGGUAGCACAGUGGUCAUGUUGUGAGUGAUAUAUAAUGGACCUUUCUACUGUUCCAGCUGCACAUCCUACCUGCAGUAGUGAACCACCCUAAGAGGUAUUGGGUAACUAAUGUAUUGUACGAUAUGGCGUCUAUGAGGCUCUGCCCCUGUGGGUGGCUGCAUUAAUCUCGUACUACUGAUCUGGAGCUUGGAUGGAUUCACGAUUUUAGCGAAAACUGGCAUGUUUAUGAAGCUUUUUCAUACCAGAAAACUUGAAGUCGUGAAGUUUGAUCUACUGUAUCUUUUUCCUUCAGAUACGCAAUCUGUUUCAUUUAGUGACUGUAAGUUAACUUUUUAAUAGUUUCCUUUGUUUCUCCUGGCUUGUGCAGUGGCAGUGAACUAUCAAGUAAGUAGUUGAAUAUACCUAUGAAGCAUGGACCAGAGUCUCCCUGGGGUGGUUGGCACUAGUCGUGAACUUGCGAUGCUGCUGUCUGUGGUCAGCGUUUCCACGGCACUUAAGGGUCAACAUUUAAGGAACACUCCGUCGUGCUGAACCCAAGCACUUUGAUUGAUGGAAUGCUGAAAAAAAAAGCAUGCGUGUGGCCCAUGAAAGCAUGGCAAGGCCUCCCAGAGGUUGAGAACGUGUCUCCAGAAACUCUGUAUCAUCUUGGUACACUGAUCGAUCUUGGUUGAAUCUAAUCUUCUGUUACCGAAAAAUUCUGCGGCUGUCGGGCUCGAAUCUGUAGACGGCUCUGGCAAGGAGGAGUCCCGUUGCUGGUUUGGAUAAUUUUCUGUUGGGCGAUCGAUGAAUGCUGUCUGCUGCCGCCUGUUGAGUGCUUGUGGAGUAGCACCGUGGUGUGGGAAAGGCCGAGGCAAGUACCUGGGUGGUAGUAGCACGGCCAUGGUGUGCGUGCCUGCGUGCGCUACACCCACGCCGCUGGCCCCACGGCUGGCUGAUGGCACGGACCGUAUACCUUGUUGUCUCGGUCAAAAUGGAUGUACUACCACCACCGCUCGUGCGCACUGCUACUGUGCUACCUGUUCCCCGUCCCCCGAUGCUUCUCCAGUGGUCCAUCUGCUGCUCCGCUUACCAGGUGGAAAAAAUCACUGGUGGUAAAACAAUAAGGGCACAACAAACGAUGGACUCAAGAAUAUAAGAAAUACAUAGGGUAUGAUGAUAAUGUGUAAACCAUUCAUUUUUACACAAACAGUUACGAUGAUUUUUUUUUUAAAAAAAACAACAUUUCUAUUAUACAUUAACUUUUCAAAUGACCCUUUAAACUCGUCUAAUAUAUUUUUAAA